This is a messenger RNA of Monomorium pharaonis (pharaoh ant), 3325 nucleotides long. RefSeq names its product ribonucleases P/MRP protein subunit POP1 (gene Pop1). NCBI's taxonomy places the organism in Eukaryota, Metazoa, Arthropoda, Insecta, Hymenoptera, Formicidae. The record is from RefSeq and is a predicted model, not a curated record. Gene Ontology annotation, cellular component: nucleolar ribonuclease P complex; ribonuclease MRP complex. The transcript has 4 exons. Gene Ontology annotation, biological process: tRNA 5'-leader removal. Bases 565 to 3237 code for a protein of 890 amino acids.
GUAUCAUGCGUGAAACGGAACGUACCCAAGGUCUCGUCAUGAUCUACAAUCCAACAACUCUGGAUUGAUGCAUUUAUAUUAUAUUAUUCAAAUAUCUUAUCAUUUUGUGACUUGCGAGUAUGUUUUUUGCGUUUGUUGUUGCGGGUUAGAAUACAGAUUUCUUGACAUAAACUUGACAUAAACCGUAUUUUAUGGGAUAUCGAGAGUGCUCCUUUAGCCUCAAAAGAGACUCCGCCACACUCUGGCUCUCUUUAAAAGCGUGACGUACUGUAACUUUAAUUCUUUGAGGUCGGUAAUUUUUAAGAUUGAGAUACAAUAAAAAAAAAGGAAUUACGUUCUCAGCUAAUUAAAGAAUCUUUAUUUUACGAAGAUCAGAGUGGACAUAAAAUCACAUUUAGGUUAUGUCGUUACUUGUAGCCGGUUUGCGUAAACACAUGGGACGGACUCAUGCUGUGAGCAUUUAAACACUAACCUGUUUCUCGAAAUAUAUUGCAUCAGAUUAAUUAUCCCUCGCAGAGACAAACCGAUGUACAACACUCGUAGUUAUUUGCAAAAUUAGACAUCAUGAAGAAGAAACAAUUUGGCGAGUUCUUAGGAGAAUUCCAACUCCCACAUGAGGUGUCUAUUAUGAACUUCGUCUCUGCACGAGCCCAUGAAAUUGCUGCGAUGACAUCUUCGAUAGAGAAUCCUCAGCAUAACAAGUUGAUACAUCAGAAGCUUCCUAUAUACAUGCGUAGACGUGUCAUGUCUCACAAUUCCAAAAGAAUGCCACGUAGGUUGCGAGAGGCGCACAAAGCACAAAUGGCAAAAUCAGCAAAUGGCAAAAAGCCAUCAGUGAAAAAACGGCCAUCUCGGAAGCAUCGUAGAAGACCACGCAAUUUACUGUCCGAAUAUAAUCGCAGGCAGUGCAACAAGAUCUGGUUGGAAACGCAUAUCUGGCAUGCAAAACGCUUUCAUAUGAUCGACAAAUGGGGAUAUAGAAUUGCCAAUUAUCCAAACGACAGGUGUUUUAGAGCUAAUUAUCGAGCCGUCGUAAAGUACUGCCUCUUACAGGAUGUUUCCUACUAUACCUGUGUCGAAAUCACAGGUGAGGAAAAUUUAUUGAAGACAACUUUGAGAGCACACUGUAAUCAGUCGACAUUGACUUUUGCGGCAAAAAAGUAUAUUAACGGCUAUAAAGAGGGCACUUUGAUGUUUUUCAAGAAAGACGGUUACCCACAUUCUCCGAUUGGUAAUGUAGAGUUUUUUUGGCAACCGAUUGAAUCGGACGUUCAAGUGGAUAUUAGGACUAUAUGGAUCUGGGUGCAUCCUGCCUUCUACGAUGAUUUUCUGAGCGAAAUUAUAUCGAGUUUUGAAUUUAAGCGAAAUGACGUUGAACAAGAUGCAACCGACACCAUCCAUGGCUUGAAUUGUUCAUAUGUGAAUGACGCAGGUUGUAAAAUGACCAUAUUAAGAGGUGCGUUGAAUAGAUUUCGGCUUCAUGGGACAUUGGCUCUAAAAGUACUGACAAGAGCGUUACAAUUGCCAUCCUUGAAUAAGUUAGAACUUUCGACUCACAUUGCUCCAGAAGAUAAUGACAGUUCAUCAGGUAAUAAGAUGAUAGACAUGAGUAAAAUAUCGAUAGACAAUGAUAUUGCGCAAUCUACAAAGAAGAUUGUGGGUCCCUUUUCCAAACUUUCAUAUUACGUUUCAUCGCCCUCUCACUUUCCGACCAAAAUAAAUGAAGAUAACACUGCCAAAUAUUUGAAUAUAGAACUUAGUAAAAAGGCAUGGUAUAUUAAUUAUUAUAAGAAACAGAAAAAUAUGAAGGCUUUUGAAGUACAAGAACAAUUGUGGCAAACACUGAAGUCUCUGGAAUCGUCGAAUGAUUUACCAUCAAGUAUGAUUAUAGGAGUGACCGUUUUAGAUCCACGUUUCUACUUACUUGAGAAAAGAACGAAAUGUAAUACUGAAGUAACAAAAACACUUUCUAAUUUAGUUCAAAUUUAUCAACCUGUAUCUAAUUGUAAUUGUUCUCCUAUUUGGGAGACUGAAAUACGUCAUAUCGUUAGCAAUUCUUGCGUGCCUACAGGCACUAUUAAUAAACUCAGAAGUGAAUGUCUUGUACCUGGUAUAGCAAAUGACCGAUUUUAUAACGAGAAUAUUAUGGCGAAAAUACCUAUACUUCUUAUUCAGAGACCUGGAACUAUAACAGGUUUUGGGUCUGGCAUGGAUGUUAUUGUACCAGGUAAAUGGGCGAUGCCGUUUUGGCUUGCAUUUAUAAUGCAAUGUGCAAGAGUAGGUGCGCUUCGAGAAUCAAAAUCUAUAGCUUUUGAAAGUUUGAAUCCAAACGCACCUGAUAUUAAUGAUCCCGACAGUCCUGCCUACAUGAGAGAAGCAUUACUUAUAAAAGAGGAGUUGAUUAAAAGAUAUUUCUGUUAUCCACCAAAUAGAAGAGUUAAUUUUGUCAAAUUCGGAAUUUGUAGUCCAUUUUUCUGCGACUGGAAAAAUUUGACGAAAGACUGGUCGGGCAAGGAAGAUUUUUAUGUUUUAAGAAAUCGGGAACUUUUAUUACAUUUACAAACUGAUAUUUGCUCUAUCAAAAAUAGAAACGCAAAAUUACUUGCCCAAAAUACGGAAUUUAAUUUUUCAAUUUUAGACGAUUGUAAAAAUUGUUUAAUACGCGUUCAAAUAUCUAUAGUAAGGAAAGGAUUGCCAAAAACAUUCGCUAUUAUAUGUAUGCCUACAUCCGAAGAUUUAAUAAAAUUUGGAAAUGAUAAGAAAUAUUUUGGACCUAUAGAAAAAUGUCAUAAUGAUCCGAACGAAAAAGUGCGUAAGGCAUUACGAAAGAAUCAUUUAAUGCUGUUAAAACGACUAAGGCGACAGAGAGUUCGACAAAAUCGAGCGUUAAAGGACAAUGCGUUAAAGUUUCUCAAAGAAGAAUCUAUCGGUAAGUCAAACGAAAAUAAACGUAUUACCAUUUUAACACAUCGUAAAAUUAUAUCUGAUCAAUCAGUAAAAAUGUCAGAAUUAUAUCUUCCAAGAUGUACAAAAAUUCGUUAUUCCUGCGAUAGAGAAGUUAUGGGAUUUAUAACACUAGGGCACUUUUCGUUCAGUCAAGCAAAGGGUAUCGGCAUUGGGUACAUCACUUUGCCCUCAUUACUCGAAAUGAUUAACAAAAAGUCCAACAUUGUUCUUGUCAGAAAUAUUCAAACACGACAGUACAGAUUAGCUGAAUUGAAUAUAUUAGGUGUUUGAUAUAAUGUGUUUUGUAGAUGAAUUAAAAAAAUUUUAUAUCAGAAUCUUUACAAUAUUACCGAGAAAAUUGAAAAAAAUCUGAAAUGUA